AUGCCGUUAGCACCAUACACUUUUAGACCGUUGACACCUCCAGAGGUUGACUAUGCUGCUGGUCAGCGGUCAAGUCAGAUGAGAAAUGUUUCAGCAUCAUCCUAUUUUACGAACCCAUCUCCAGAGUCUAGCACACCAGAACGACGUGCUUUUGGCCCAACAUUACUUCCCAAGAUUCGAACGCAAGACAAUAGUUUACAGCCAUCUGCUGGUCAGCAUGUCAAAAGUCACAAGCGCUCGAUCUCUAAUGUCAGCAACGUCUCGACAUACAACAAUGUCAGACCACCAAUCUAUAGGAGUGCUACGGAGCCAGUACACGACAGCAUCAGCUUGAUGUCACCAGUGUCUAUGCCCUCACAGUCCAGGGCUAGCUCAGUCGCACCUUUCAUCACGAAUACUACUCGUAGUCAUUCGCGAGUACCAUCUUCGUCUAGUGUGACGCUCGAUGAGACUACAUUAAACCGAUAUGGUUAUCCCACAUACCGUCAGAUGCCGGUAUACAUGACUCAAGCUCAACAAGCACCAUCGCCUCCAGUGUAUGCACAGUCAUAUCUUCCUUCGGAGCAAUUCUCCUUUCUUGAGCCUCCUACCAUUAACAUAGAAGGGACAUGGGACAUUCCAAUUGAUCUUGAUGUCAUAUCACGCCCAAGCUCGACGAGUCCUCCACCAUCUUUACAGCCUUCGUUGAUGCCUGCAGCUCCUCUCGUGCACGAACCAUCAACGUUUACCAUGCAGGGUGGUCCUGUCGUGGCUGGCUCGACUAGUUUAAUAACAUACCUAACUCAGUCAACUCAGCCGAUAAACCUUGUGCGCAAUCUAACUUACUCUACUGGUCGAGGCUUGUCCUCUUACUUCUGGUGGGACGUUCGUAAUAUUCGUCCUUGGAGCACUUUCUCGCUCGAUACGAUGAACUCGAUCCCAGAUCUAAUGACUCUCCUUCACUUCCAACAUGAUAACAGCACCUUUCCGAGCCUUGCAAAUCAGUCGACAAGUGCUGCAAAUCCUUCCUCGGAAGCUGACCUAGCCAACUUGGUUUCCAAGAUCUACUUCCCAAGAGUCAAUGCAGCAGCUCAAGUAUCUCUGGGCGCCAAUGCACCUUACCUUUACAUCGCACCCCAGCAGCCAGUUCAACAGACCACCAGCUCAGCAACACCAGCUCAAGCCCAACCGACAUUCCUUGCAAAUUACCCUAAUGAGAACCAAUUCACACUGCACGGCACCCCACGCGGACGCGUCAUCGGCCUUGCAAAAUCCUUCGACACCUUCAACACAUCAAUGCGCCACGAAUCACCAGCCCAAAGAGUCCGCUAUCUCAAGACACUCUCACAACUACAGAAAUGCAUGCGCGACCACUCCUGCAGAUACGGCUUCAUCAUCACCGAGAUCGAGCUAGUCUGCGUCCGAGCCGGUUCCGACAAGUACGGUAACCCAUACUUCGGCUACCUCGAGGUCGCAGACAGUAUCGCCACCAAGGAAAGCGCCAAGUACGGCAUCGACGCGAACGGAAACUACACUGAAGACAUCUCCAUGACCGCCGGCCUAGCACUCUACUUCCUCCUCAUGCUAGCCAAGAAGGUCGCUCUACCAGGUGAAUGGAGCAGUUUCAUGGACGUCGGGGCUCAAGGCGCCAUGACAAGACAGAGAGUCCUGCCCGCAAACGAGGAGCUGAAGAACGACGCUCUCGGCCUUUCUGACGAUGAGGACGGAGAUGUCAGAGAUGAGGAAGAGCGAAAGUCCGACGGUAGGGAUAAGUGGAUGCCUGAGCCGCAAGUCGGUGAGAAGAGAGAUGCAAAGACUGCGAGGGGUUGGGUGUGGCCGAGCGAUCCUUGGCAUAAGAGGGAGGGUGGGCGAAGAUCACGACGUGGAUGA
Molecule: messenger RNA, 1869 nt
Organism: Lithohypha guttulata
Lineage: Eukaryota; Fungi; Ascomycota; Eurotiomycetes; Chaetothyriales; Trichomeriaceae
Exons: 1
Coding region: 1-1869 (622 amino acids)
Source: RefSeq, a predicted model, not a curated record